ACGUGACACCAUCACUAAGCUUCAGUCACGGCCUCUAGCUAGCUACCUCGCCUACUCCAUCAAUGGCCGCGGCCUGCCUAUAAAUCCACGCUCCCCCAGCUCGUCUUCUUCCCACGCACCAGCGGCUGGCUACGUGGCUAGAGCUAGAGCUAAGACACCAAGAAAAGCUCUAGCUAGGUAGGACGCCAUGGCCGUCGCCGGGAACCGCCGCAUUGCCGUGGCCCUCCUGCUCGCCGCGCUGGCGCUGUCGGCGCAGCUCGCGCCGGCCGCGGCGUGCUCCUACUGCCCGACGCCCAAGCCGCCCCCGCCGCCGCCGCCGCCGAAGGUGAAGCCCCCUCCGUCGUCCGUGCCGUGCCCGCCGCCGCCCUACACCCCGACGCCGACGCCGCCGACGCCCUCGCCGUCGACGGGGAAGUGCCCGAUCAACACGCUGAAGCUGCUCGCGUGCGUGGACGCGCUCAACGGGCUGGUACACGCGGUGGUCGGCGCCAACGCCGGCGACACCUGCUGCCCGCUGCUGUCCGGCGUCGCCGACCUCGACGCCGCGCUCUGCCUCUGCACCGCCAUCAAGGCCAAGGCGCUCGGCGUCUCCCUCGUCCUGCCCGUCGCCAUUUCCGUGCUCGUCAACGAGUGCGGCAAGCACGUCCCCUCCAGCUUCCAGUGCCCUUCUUAAUUAAUUAACCAACUAAUUAAUCACACCAUCUAAUGCGUCUCUGCAUGCAACGAUUAAUUAAGCUACUAUCAAACUAUCGUAUAUAUACCUGCAUAACUAUAGUAUAUCACCUUACAAAUAUAUAUACAUGAGCCCUUGGAUUGUGCAUUGUUGUAUAAUAAUAUUUGUGUAGAAUAUAUAUAUUGUGCCAUGCAUACAUGUGGGUUGUGGUCUUUGUUUCGUAGUUGAUUUGGAGUAUUUAUAAAAUAAAGAGUGUAAUAUGUACACUAUGGAAUUACAAAGUUUGAUGUGUAUGUACCAUGCAUGUAAGGUUGAUGAAGCCUGUCAACUCUUAAUUCCUAUAUGAAUCAAGCGUGUUCUACUGUGUUUAAA
Molecule: messenger RNA, 1045 nt
Organism: Oryza brachyantha (malo sina)
Lineage: Eukaryota; Viridiplantae; Streptophyta; Magnoliopsida; Poales; Poaceae
Product: 36.4 kDa proline-rich protein-like
Exons: 1
Coding region: 188-673 (161 amino acids)
Source: RefSeq, a predicted model, not a curated record